CGCACGCAUUUACGAUCGCUUAAAACCAGAGCAAGCAGUCGCUCGAUCAUUACAGAGGCUGCAGCUGUUAGUUUAACUUUACUGUUGGAGCUGUUUGGUUGUUACUGAAGCUACAGUAGCUGCACUUGAACUGCGACCGCCUUGGGGGAUUUAUAAAUUAUUGCUGAUAAGAUAGCAGCUGUCGCACUGACUGAUAAGUUUGUCGAGUGUCUUUGAUAUAAAUUGAACGCCAAGCAACUGCUACUGUUCAUUCACAAUGCCGCCCAAGGAAGCCAAGCCACAGCCCACAGCCGCGCAAAUAAGCGAGGUAAAGACGCGUUUGUUCAAACGCAUGGAGACGGAGCCACCAGCAGUGCCCUUCUGUGCCAAAGAUCUGGCGCGCAUCAACGACAAUGACAUCUGGAUUACCAAGCUGCUGGAAGCCUACAAGCUGGAUGUGGAAAAGUGCAUAGUGCGCUUGUGGGACAAUCUGGCCUGGCGUCAGAGCUAUGGCGUCAAUGAAAUCACCGAGGCGAGCCUGAAUCAGGAAUACUUGCACGACGGCGAGAUCUAUGUGCACAAUCAGGAUAUGGACAGCUGCCCACUGCUCAUUGUGAACUUCUCCAAGCACUCGAAGAGCAAGAGCCAAGACGACUUGCUGCGUAUAGUUGUCUACUGGGUGGAGCGCAUGCAGCGCGAGAAAUAUUUGCAAAAGGUAACGCUAUUCAUGGACAUGACCGGCGCGGGUCUCAGCAACUUGGAUGUGGACUUCAUAAAGGCCAUUAUAAACGUGUUUGAAACCAAAUAUCCCAAUGCACCCAACUGGAUAAUCGUGCACGAGCUGCCCUUCCUACUCAAUGCGGCGUUCAAAAUCGUCAAGGGCUUUAUGCCGCCAGAGGCCUUGGAAAUCCUGCGUGUCACCACCAAGAAGGACAUCGGCGAGUAUGUGGACCAGGACAACUGCCUCAAAAUCUGGGGCGGCAACGAUGACUAUAGCUUUAAGUUUGUCAGCAACUAAAUGCCGACUGCAUAUAAGCGCUUGUAAAUAAUAAACAAU
Molecule: messenger RNA, 1036 nt
Organism: Drosophila busckii
Lineage: Eukaryota; Metazoa; Arthropoda; Insecta; Diptera; Drosophilidae
Product: motile sperm domain-containing protein 2
Exons: 3
Coding region: 257-997 (246 amino acids)
Source: RefSeq, a predicted model, not a curated record